Molecule: messenger RNA, 590 nt
Organism: Sinocyclocheilus grahami
Lineage: Eukaryota; Metazoa; Chordata; Actinopteri; Cypriniformes; Cyprinidae
Product: elongator complex protein 2-like
Exons: 4
Coding region: 45-533 (162 amino acids)
Biological process (GO): tRNA wobble uridine modification
Cellular component (GO): elongator holoenzyme complex
Molecular function (GO): protein binding
Source: RefSeq, a predicted model, not a curated record
ACGCCACAGUCCGUUCUCUGAGGCUGGUAUUACUCACAGCCUGUAUGCUGCAGAAGUGGAGAGAGGCAAGCUUUUCUCUCUACGCAAACACUAGUAAGGACACAGCGGUUCACACACGCAUUAUUUGGUCAUGUGACUGGAGCUCUGACAGCGAGUACUUUGUGACGUCAAGUCGAGAAAAGAAGGUAAUCAUCUGGGGUCAUCAUGUUUCUGGAGUCAGUGUCGGUGAAUGUGAAGGUGAAAGCGUGACCCCCUGCUCCUCUGUUCUGGAUGUCGGAGAUUCAGCUACUGCUGUGUCAAUCUGCCAAUAUCUCUGUUCAGACCAGAGUUUUUUGCUGGCUGUAGGUCUAGAAAAUGGGAAGAUUGUGCUGUAUAAAUGGAGGCCAUUAGAGGAUUUGUCUUCUGGAUCAGACUGGAGCAAAUGUGGAGAAACCGAUACUUGGUAUCCUUUUUCCUGCUCAUAUUCUCCACUCUUUUAUAAUCCUGAAAUGGUGAGUUUGAAAACAUCAUUGUACUCUAGCUGGGAGGUGUGAUUGAUAGGCCUGCACAGAAUCUGCACCCACAUAACUACAACUAAGAACUUGUGAAAU